Molecule: messenger RNA, 1455 nt
Organism: Colletotrichum chrysophilum
Lineage: Eukaryota; Fungi; Ascomycota; Sordariomycetes; Glomerellales; Glomerellaceae
Exons: 5
Coding region: 1-1455 (484 amino acids)
Biological process (GO): transmembrane transport
Cellular component (GO): membrane
Molecular function (GO): transmembrane transporter activity
Source: RefSeq, a predicted model, not a curated record
AUGGCGUCUGAGAAGCACCACGGGGACCUCGAGUCCAAGCCUCAUGACAACUUCGUCGAGGUGUCGGGCGAGGACGAGAAGGGCGGUGUACUCCAGGCCGGGGGUGAUUACUCUGGUGCGGUCAAGAAGACCAGCGCCGAGGAGAUUGCCCUUGUGAGAAAGCUUGAUUGGAGAAUCAUGCCAACUCUCUGGGCCAUGUACUUUCUCAACUACCUCGACCGAAACGCCAUCGCCCAGGCCCGUCUCGACGGUCUCGAAGAAGACUUAGGUCUCGAGGGCUCACAAUACAACACAUGUAUCUCAAUCCUCUUCGUCGGCUACCUCUUAAUGCAGAUUCCCUCCAACAUGCUCAUGUCCUCCCAACACAUCCGUCCCUCCAUCUACAUGGGCUGCUGCAUGAUGGCCUGGGCCGUCGUCUCCGCCUGCACCGCCCUCGCAAAGAACUACGCCGGCCUCGUCGCCGUGCGCUUCUUCCUCGGCGUCACCGAGGCCCCCUUCUACCCGGGCGCCAUCUACAUGCUCUCCAUCUUCUACACCCGCAAGGAGAUCGCCACGCGUCUGUCGGUGCUGUACACGGGCAACAUCUUCGCGACCUCCUUCUCGGGCCUCAUCGCCGCGGCUGUCUUCAACACCGUCGACGGCAACCACGGCCUCAGCGGCUGGCAGUGGCUGUUCAUCAUCGAGGGCUGCCUCACCUUCGGCGUCGCGCUCAUCGGCAUGUUCACGCUGGCGGACAGCCCGCUCACGACGCGCUGGCUGAAGCCCGAGGAGCGCCAGCUCGCGCACGAGAGGAUGUUAAGGGACACUGUUGGUCUGGAGGAGAGCAAGGGCGCGAUGGCCGGGUUGAAGCAGGCUGUUCGUGACCCGAGGCUGUGGCUGCUUGCUUUUAUUCAGAACAUGCAUCUGUCGGCUUGCGGGUUCAACAACUUCUUCCCCACGGUCAUUGGGUCUUUGGGCUUCAACUCGACUAUCACAUUGGUGCUGACGUGCCCGCCCUACCUCGUCUCGGGCUUCUUCGGCUACAUGGUCGGUCUGUCCUCCGGCAAGUACAACGAGAGAACGUGGCAUAUCACCGGAUGCAUGGGCCUAGCCAUCGUCGGCUUCGUUAUCUCCUGCGCGACGCUCAACACAGCCGCGCGCUACGUCUCCUGCUUCCUCUUUGCUUCUGGCGCCUACGCCGUCAACGCCCCCAUCCUAGGCUGGGUCUCCGCAACCCUCGGCUCCACCCCCGAGAAGAAGUCCGUGAGCAUCGGCAUCGUCAAUGUCAUCGCCAACGCAUCCUACGUGUACACGGCCUACCUCUACCCCAAGAGCGACGGGCCGCGCUACCUGACGGCCAUGGCUAGCAACGCCGCGUUCGCGUUCGCGUGUAUUGCAGGGACCUGGGCGCUGCGGUUCUGGCUGAUGCAGACGAACAAGAAGCUGGGCGCGAGCACGACCAAGUACGCCUACUGA